GAAAAACAACAAAGGCCAUAAAGAAGAAAAAGCCUUUCUUUUAAAUAUCUCCCAUUUUCUUUGAACAAAAAGAUCUCAAUGGCUUCUAACGAAGACGGCUCUAUUGGUAGCUCCUUGCAUGGAGUCACGGGAAGGGAGCAAGUCUUCUCUUUCUCCGUUGAAGAUGGCCCUUCAUCUCAACCCAUCCGAACAAAUGAUCCAACGGCUAAGUUCGCCUUGCCGGUCGACUCAGAACAUAGAGCCAAAGUGUUCAAACCACUCUCAUUCGCCAAACCACACAUGAGAGCCUUCCACUUAGGAUGGAUCUCUUUCUUCACUUGCUUCAUCUCUACCUUCGCAGCCGCACCUCUAGUCCCAGUCAUCCGUGACAACCUCGACCUCACCAAAACCGACAUAGGAAACGCUGGUGUCGCGUCCGUCUCUGGCGCCAUUUUCUCAAGACUCGCUAUGGGUGCAGUAUGUGACCUUCUAGGGGCACGUUACGGCACUGCUUUCUCUCUUUUGCUCUCAGCUCCAGCUGUUUUCUCCAUGUCUUUCGUAGCUGAUGCUGGAAGUUACUUAGCCGUGAGGUUCAUGAUUGGUUUUUGCUUAGCGACAUUCGUGUCGUGCCAGUACUGGACUAGCGUUAUGUUCACUGGGAAAAUUAUUGGACUCGUUAACGGAUGUGCUGGAGGGUGGGGAGAUAUGGGAGGAGGUGUGACUCAGUUGCUCAUGCCAAUGGUCUUCCACGUCAUCAAACUCGCUGGAGCCACUCCUUUCACGGCGUGGAGGUUUGCCUUCUUCAUCCCUGGUAUUCUUCAGAUCAUUAUGGGCAUUUUAGUCCUCACUCUCGGCCAAGAUCUCCCCGAUGGUAACCUUAGUACCCUCCAGAAAAGUGGUCAAGUUUCCAAAGACAAAUUUUCCAAGGUAUUCUGGUUCGCUGUGAAGAACUACAGAACAUGGAUCAUGUUUGUUCUCUACGGAUUCUCUAUGGGAGUUGAGUUAACCAUCAACAACGUUAUAUCCGGAUACUUCUACGAUAGGUUUAACCUAACGCUCCACACAGCCGGUAUAGUAGCAGCCAGUUUCGGCAUGGCAAACUUCUUCGCACGUCCCUUCGGUGGUUACGCCUCAGACGUAGCAGCACGUCUUUUCGGCAUGAGAGGACGUUUAUGGACGUUGUGGAUCUUACAAACCGUUGGAGCACUCUUCUGCGUCUGGCUCGGUCGUGCUAGUACACUCCCUAUCGCAAUCUUAGCCAUGAUGCUGUUUUCCAUUGGCACACAAGCAGCUUGUGGAGCCCUCUUUGGUGUUGCACCUUUUGUUUCUCGACGUUCUCUGGGACUUAUCUCGGGACUAACUGGCGCUGGAGGGAACUUUGGUUCGGGUGUGACUCAGCUUCUUUUUUUCUCGUCGUCGAGGUUUAGUACAGCGGAAGGAUUGUCGUUGAUGGGUGUUAUGGCGGUUGUGUGUACUAUUCCGGUUGCGUUUAUUCAUUUUCCGCAGUGGGGGAGUAUGUUCUUGAGGCCGUCGCAACACGAGGAGAGGUCGAAGGAGGAGCAUUACUAUGGAGGGGAGUGGACAGAGGAGGAGAAGAGCUUGGGAUUACAUGAGGGAAGUAUUAAAUUCGCUGAGAAUAGUCGGUCGGAGAGAGGCCGGAAGGCGGUUUUGGCUGAUAUUCCGACGCCGGAGAUGGGAACUCCUGCUCAUGUCUAGUGAAGGAUGAUAUAUACAUUACCUCUUUUUUUUUCCAUAUAUAAAUAACCCUCAAAGUUAGCUUUGUGUUUUUAUGUUUACUCUUAUGAGAGAUGUACCGAGUAAGAUCCUCACUUGUUAAAGUGAAGUUCAGUGAGCCCGGCGCUCUAUGUUUUAUAUGAAAAGUCAUGUUUUUAAAAG
Messenger RNA from Eruca vesicaria subsp. sativa (arugula), 1875 nucleotides. NCBI's taxonomy places the organism in Eukaryota, Viridiplantae, Streptophyta, Magnoliopsida, Brassicales, Brassicaceae. The record is from the annotation of a GenBank genome assembly.